AUGGGGUUAUUUUUAACCCAGGGUGGGGUGUAUUUAUUGUUUCAGCCCCGGGGAAACGAGGGAUUGCCUCCGAGACGCCUCUCACAGCAACAGCAGCAGCUCCACAAAGCCAUGGCACCCAAGAAAGCCAAGAAGAGGAUUGAAGGUGCCAAUUCCAACGUCUUCUCCAUGUUUGAGCAGGCCCAGAUCCAGGAAUUCAAAGAGGCAUUCACCAUCAUGGAUCAGAACCGGGACGGCUUCAUCGACAAGGCAGAUCUGAGAGACACGUUUGCUGCGCUGGGGCGCCUCAAUGUGAAAAACGAGGAGAUCGACGAGAUGAUAAAGGAGGCGCCAGGGCCCAUCAACUUCACCGUGUUCCUCACCAUGUUUGGGGAGAAACUCAAGGGGGCUGACCCAGAGGAGACCAUCCUGAACGCAUUCAAGGUGUUUGAUCCAGAGGGGAAAGGCCUGAAAUCCGCCUACAUCAAAGAAAUGCUGAUGACACAGGGCGAGAGGUUUUCCCAGGAAGAGAUUGAUCAGAUGUUUGCAGCCUUCCCUCCAGACAUGUCUGGCAACCUCGACUACAAAAACCUCGUCCACGUCAUCACACACGGUGAAGAGAAGGACUAG
This is a messenger RNA of Colius striatus (speckled mousebird), 609 nucleotides long. It is a transcript of the gene MYL2, whose product is annotated as myosin light chain 2. Bases 1 to 609 code for a protein of 202 amino acids. Gene Ontology annotation, biological process: muscle cell fate specification; cardiac muscle contraction; heart development. NCBI's taxonomy places the organism in Eukaryota, Metazoa, Chordata, Aves, Coliiformes, Coliidae. Gene Ontology annotation, cellular component: cytoplasm; myofibril. Gene Ontology annotation, molecular function: calcium ion binding. The transcript is spliced from 7 exons. The record is from RefSeq and is a predicted model, not a curated record.